AUGGACUUACACCGGGCAGCCUUCAAGAUGGAGAACUCAUCCUACCUCCCCAACCCGCUGGCCUCCCCGGCACUGAUGGUCCUGGCGUCCACAGCCGAGGCCAGCCGCGAUGCCUCCAUCCCUUGUCAGCAGCCACGGCCCUUCGGGGUACCGGUCUCGGUAGACAAGGACGUGCAUAUUCCAUUCACCAACGGUUCCUACACCUUCGCCUCGAUGUACCAUCGGCAGGGUGGGGUGCCUGGCACUUUUGCCAAUCGAGAUUUCCCCCCUUCUCUAUUACACCUCCACCCCCAGUUCGCUCCCCCAAAUCUAGAUUGCACUCCAAUCAGCAUGCUGAACCACAGCGGGGUGGGGGCCUUCCGCCCCUUUGCUUCCACUGAGGACAGGGAGAGCUACCAGUCAGCCUUCACGCCAGCCAAGAGACUGAAGAACUGCCAUGACACAGAGUCUCCCCACUUGCGCUUCUCAGAUGCAGAUGGCAAGGAAUAUGACUUUGGGACCCAGCUGCCAUCUAGUUCCCCCGGUUCCCUCAAGGUCGAUGACACUGGGAAGAAGAUCUUUGCUGUCUCAGGCCUCAUCUCAGACCGAGAAGCCUCAUCUAGCCCAGAGGACCGGAAUGACAGAUGUAAGAAAAAGGCAGCCGCAUUGUUUGACAGCCAGGCCCCUAUUUGCCCCAUCUGCCAGGUCCUGCUGAGGCCCAGCGAGCUGCAGGAGCAUAUGGAGCAAGAACUGGAACAGCUGGCCCAACUGCCCACCAGCAAGAAUCCCCUUCUGAAGGAUGCCACGGCCCCAGGUACUCCCAAGUCCCUCCUGCUGUCUGCUUCCAUCAAGAGAGAAGGCGAGUCUCCGACAGCAUCCCCACACUCCUCCGCCACCGACGACCUGCACCACUCGGACAGAUACCAGACCUUCCUGCGAGUGCGAGCCAACCGGCAGACCCGACUGAAUGCUCGGAUUGGGAAAAUGAAACGGAGGAAGCAAGAUGAAGGGCAGAGGGAAGGCUCCUGCAUGGCUGAGGAGGAUGCUGUGGACAUCGAGCAUGAGAACAGCAACCGCUUUGAGGAGUAUGAGUGGUGUGGGCAGAAACGGAUACGGGCCACCACUCUCCUGGAAGGUGGUUUCCGAGGCUCUGGCUUCGUCAUGUGCAGCGGCAAAGAGAAUCCGGACAGUGACGCUGACUUGGAUGUGGAUGGGGAUGACACUCUGGAGUAUGGGAAGCCACAAUACACGGAGGCUGACGUCAUCCCCUGCACAGGCGAGGAGCCUGGUGAAGCCAAGGAGAGAGAGGCACUCCGGGGUGCAGUCCUAAAUGGCGGCCCUCCCAGCACGCGCAUCACACCUGAGUUCUCUAAAUGGGCCAGUGAUGAGAUGCCGUCUACCAGCAACGGGGAGAGCAGCAAGCAGGAGGCCAUGCAGAAGACCUGCAAGAAUAGUGACAUCGAGAAAAUAACCGAAGAUUCAGCUGUGACCACGUUUGAGGCCCUGAAGGCUCGGGUCAGGGAACUCGAACGGCAGCUAUCCCGUGGGGACCGCUACAAAUGCCUCAUCUGCAUGGACUCAUACUCAAUGCCCCUAACGUCCAUCCAGUGUUGGCAUGUGCACUGCGAGGAGUGCUGGCUGCGGACCCUGGGCGCCAAGAAGCUGUGCCCUCAGUGCAACACCAUCACAGCGCCGGGAGACCUGCGGAGAAUCUACUUGUGA
Pipistrellus nathusii (Nathusius's pipistrelle) is the source of this 1701-nucleotide messenger RNA. The record is from the annotation of a GenBank genome assembly. NCBI's taxonomy places the organism in Eukaryota, Metazoa, Chordata, Mammalia, Chiroptera, Vespertilionidae.